AUGUCUGAGACCGAGAAUGUUGAUGCACCUGUUCAGACCGAGGUUCAUGCUAACGAGCAGGCCCAAGUUCUACCACUAGAAGAGACCCCGAACACAGAUGGGAACAACGACCCUACAGACGACAACGAGAACGAGAAAGAGACAAGUGCAGAACCGGUAGCUACCGAGCCAGAUGAUCCCACGCAGACUGCGAUAGAGCCGGAGGGUACCGCGGGAGUACUAGAAGCGCAUCCACUGCUCACAGGUGAUGAAAAAAGCUUCAAACAAGCGGCCAAGACAUUCCUCAACAUCCACCGUGAUGAAGUGGCUCAGAGAGAUCGAGAGAUUUCCACGCUCAGAGCCGAGCUCAAGAGAAUUAGAGAAGCACUCAAAGCGAUAGAGUCGGCAGCGGAACACUCUACAAGCUCUCGGGAUGGCCGUGCGGUUCAAAACCAGGAACUUACAGAAGACAAUCCGGAUGUGACUUUCCAGAAGAUCAAGAAUAUAUGGGAGACGUGCUUCAACGCGGUCCACAGUGUAAUCGAGGAGGACGAUGUGAAAGAUUCAUUAUCAGACUGGAGCAUUGUCAACUGGUCCGAGCUGGAGGACAAGAUGCCUGGCUUCAACGCCUUCUCUGCUGAAUCGUCCAACAAACGAUCCCGAACAAUGCUCGUCAUGGCUCUCCUCGCUAAAUCCCUGGAAGAGUACAUUUUCACUCCGAACUAUCUUUUCGAGGAUGACGACGAACUCCGAUUCAUUCUCCACAAGAUGACCGACACUAGGAAGAAGAGUCAACUGCGGGAUCUCUUCCUAUCCAUGACCGGCAGCGACGACUUCAAGGAUGAAGUUGAAAAGGUCAAGGCCUUUCGUGUUGAGAGCGCCGUGGAUGGGGCUGUUAAACCUAUCCAGAGCUUGCUCUCGGAAGCACUGUGCGAGAAAGUCAAAGCCAGACUGUCCGACAUUCUGUGUGACGUUGUCAAGGCCUGGGAGCCUUUGCAGCGCUACGAAAGCCAUUUCGAAGUCAGCACAGAACCCGGCCGUGCCGGUCGUGAGUGGUUGACAUUGCAGUUGAUGGACAACAACACUGUCGUCCUGGAGACUGUAAAUUCGAGCGCUUUCAGUACUAAUCCCGUCAUGGCGGUUGUCUUUCCUCGCGUGUGCGCCAUUGAUAGGUCGAGACGACCGGCUUUCACCACUGUGUUCCCAGGUGUCGUUUUUCAGAAGUCGCAGGCUCUCAUUGACGAGUCGGACACGGUGUGUGUUGAUCGGGCCACUGUGCCUGCUCCGGAAGACACAGUCGAAGCAGCAGCCGCAACCGCAAAUGAUCCACAGGACGUGUCGGAAACCGUGGAAUCUCCAACAACACGGGAGGUAAUCACUUUCGAACCUGACAAAGAACCUGUGAUCGGGCAGGCGGUCAAGGAGGAGAUGAAGCCCAUAGAAGGACAAGCCGCCCCCAUUACUGGAUCCGAGUCUGAGAAUUCGAGUUCAGAAGACGAGAGUGAUGACGAUAGUGGAACUGAAUCGAAUACAGAGGACAACUGA
Exophiala spinifera is the source of this 1524-nucleotide messenger RNA. RefSeq lists its product as uncharacterized. Bases 1 to 1524 code for a protein of 507 amino acids. The record is from RefSeq and is a predicted model, not a curated record. The transcript is spliced from 3 exons. Lineage: Eukaryota; Fungi; Ascomycota; Eurotiomycetes; Chaetothyriales; Herpotrichiellaceae.